UUGCCUAUUGUAUUUCCAAUUGAACAUCAUGAAGUCUAUAUUUGCUGUGUUACUUUUCUGCCUCCUUAUAUGAUACUCCAUAACAGUUUAGCAGAGAAUUUUAAGUUGAUUGUGAAUGCCAAUUUUCAAAAAAUGAUCUUGUUGUUCAAUUCUUCCUUCAGUGCUAUGUCUCCACAAAGUGAAUUAUCCUCAUGCAUGCCACAAUUCCACAGAUGUCUACCCCAGUACCUAGUAUAUGCCCAAACCUGGGGGCAGUGGAGGGGUGCCACCUGGGAGUCGAGACAGCAGCGGAAUAUGUCGAAGCAGUAGCAUCAGCAGUGGAAAUUGUGGGUCUGGAAGCAAGAUACUGUCCCUGUCAUCCAUGAGUGAGAGUGUGCACAGUGGCCUGAGUAACUUCCUGUCAGAGCACGCACUGGAGCAGGAAGAGAGGCAGCAGCGCAGUAGCCAGUUAGCAGAGUUUCAGCGCUUGAGAGAGGUUCGUGCAGCUGCUCAGUUAAAAAAUCUGGAGGAUUUCCUCAGGAUGAACCAUGUUUCCCUCAGGGACAGUGUGUCUUAUACCACCGGUAUGAUUUACAGAAAUCUGGGCAAAUCUGGGCUGAGGGUGUCCUGUCUUGGAUUAGGCACAUGGGUUACCUUUGGAGGCCAGAUAACGGAUGAGGUGGCAGAGGAGCUGGUGACUUUGGCGUAUGAGAAUGGAAUCAAUCUGUUCGACACGGCAGAAGUGUAUAAUGCUGGGAAGGCUGAAGUUGUCUUUGGCAGCAUCAUAAAGAAGAAAGGAUGGAGGCGUUCCAGUUUAGUCAUCACCACCAAAAUCUUCUGGGGCGGAAAAGCAGAAAUGGAAAGAGGAUUAUCUAGAAAACAUAUAAUCGAAGGUCUGAGGGCAUCCCUAGAGAGACUUCAGCUGGAGUACGUAGAUGUGGUUUUCGCAAAUCGACCAGAUCCUAACACACCUAUAGAAGAGACUGUAAGGGCAAUGACUCAUGUGAUCAACCAGGGGAUGGCCAUGUAUUGGGGGACAUCACGAUGGACCUCUAUGGAGAUCAUGGAGGCAUACUCAGUGGCACGACAGUUCAAUCAGAUCCCACCGAUCUGUGAACAGGCAGAGUACCACAUGUUCCAGAGGGAGAAGGUUGAAGUGCAGCUGCCUGACCUGUUCCACAAGAUAGGCAUUGGAGCCAUGACCUGGUCUCCACUGGCCUGUGGGAUCAUCUCAGGGAAGUAUAACAGUGGGAUCCCCCCUUAUUCACGAGCCUCGCUUAAGGGUUAUCAGUGGUUGAAGGACAAGAUCCUGAGUGAAGAGGGCCAUCGUCAGCAGGUGAAGCUAAAAGAGCUGAUUGCAGUUGCUGAGCGACUAGGCUGCACUCUGCCACAGCUGGCUAUUGCAUGGUGCCUGAGAAACGAAGGGGUGAACUCUGUCUUGCUGGGAGCUUCUAGAACUGACCAGCUAAUGGAGAAUAUCAGAGCAAUACAGAUUCUUCCAAAGUUGUCACUGUCCAUCGUAUCUGAGGUGGAUAACCUCUUGGGAAACAAGCCCUAUAAUAAAAAGGACUUCAGAUCGUAGAAGCCCCAGCAAUGAACUGUCAGUGUGUCCUCUGUUGGAUGGCUAUGAAUCAAAGACACAAUCACACAUGGGCAACACGUAGUGUAGCAAACGGUGAAUAAUCUGGAAUCUACUUUGUUCACCACAUUUCCACUUAUUGCCACUUCAUAUGAUAUGAAGGUUUAUAAUAUGCAAUACUUUUUCUAGCAGUUUAGCCUUGAAUGGAUAAAAAGGAAACAAUUUGCUCUAAUCAGAUGAGUCACUGAAACACUAAAGAAAAUCACUGAGUAAGGUGUUGCUUUGUGUCUACACUGUCUACUCAGCAUGUCUCAGAGUGGCUAACUUAAAAAUUCAUUUGUUGCAUUUGUGUGCUAUUAAACAUGUGUUGCACAAGACAUGUAAACCUCCUGAGCACAAAAUUUGUGAUGAAUUAGCAAUUUUAGUGUAAUAAUCACAGACAUGCUUAAAUACUGUUUUUAGGGUUGGAUUUCAGUCACAGUUUAGGUACCUCAUUAUAGUUACAUUAAUAUAGUUAUGUCUAAGUCAAUGUAUGUUUGAUUUUCUGUUGUAUUUUUAUUAAAUCCUUUCCUGUGACUUUUUGUCAAACAAAACUGUUGUGUUGCCUGGAAUUUUUCCUGAUGACAUAACCUUAU
Scatophagus argus is the source of this 2193-nucleotide messenger RNA. Its product is annotated as voltage-gated potassium channel subunit beta-2-like. The coding region runs from base 236 to 1561 and encodes 441 amino acids. Gene Ontology annotation, molecular function: voltage-gated potassium channel activity; potassium channel regulator activity; transmembrane transporter binding. Gene Ontology annotation, cellular component: cytoplasm; extrinsic component of cytoplasmic side of plasma membrane; membrane. The record is from RefSeq and is a predicted model, not a curated record. Gene Ontology annotation, biological process: regulation of action potential; regulation of potassium ion transmembrane transport; potassium ion transport. Lineage: Eukaryota; Metazoa; Chordata; Actinopteri; Scatophagidae. The transcript is spliced from 15 exons.